Eleginops maclovinus (Patagonian blennie) is the source of this 2027-nucleotide messenger RNA. RefSeq names its product solute carrier family 2 member 9, like 1 (gene slc2a9l1). Gene Ontology annotation, biological process: monosaccharide transmembrane transport. Gene Ontology annotation, cellular component: plasma membrane. Lineage: Eukaryota; Metazoa; Chordata; Actinopteri; Perciformes; Eleginopidae. The record is from RefSeq and is a predicted model, not a curated record. Bases 38 to 1522 code for a protein of 494 amino acids. Gene Ontology annotation, molecular function: hexose transmembrane transporter activity. The transcript is spliced from 12 exons.
UGAACAUGUAUUUUAAGUCCAUGCAAGCGAAGACAGAAUGGGGAGCUUUCAACAACUAAAACAACUGACCCGAGGUAAUGCUCUGUUCCUCAUCAUUAUACUGGGAAUUGGAGGAAGCUUUCAAAGUGGCUACCACAUUACCGGAUUGAGUUCUCCCUCACCGUACAUUCAGCGCUUCAUCAACAGCAGCUGGUACGACAGAUAUGAAGAGCCUCCACCUCCACAGACGGUCACCAUGAUCUGGUCGCUCAUAGUUUCCAUGUAUGCUGUCGGGGGACUCUUUGGUGCCUUCAGUGUCAAAUUGGUCUCUGGAAUGUUUGGAAGAAAAAAGGCGAUGAUCUGUAACAGCAUUAUUAACAUUGCUGGAGCGGGGAUCAUGCUGGCAAGCAAACAUGCCAAAUCAUAUGAAAUGAUUAUAUUGGCAAGGAUCCUGUAUGGCUUCUCUUCAGGUCUGGGAUCGAGCACCCAUGUGAUGUACCUGGGAGAGAUUGCACCCAGGAAAAUCAGAGGGGCAGUAACUCUAACCUCUGCAACUUUUGGCUCUCUUGGUAAACUGUUUGGACAGAUUUUUGGAUUGAGUGAGCUCCUUGGUCGCGAGGAGCUGUGGAACAUCGUCCUCUGUGUCCCUGCGUUUUUCUCACUGGUUCAGAUUUUAGUGUUGCCUUUUCUGCCUGAGGCUCCCAGAUACUUAUUCAUAGAGAAAGGCGAUGACAAGGCAUGCAAAAAAGCUCUCCAGAGUCUGUGGGGUCAGGGUGACUACAAACAGGAGAUGGAUGAGAUGUUGGCUGAGCAGGCGGCCAUCGAUGCAGCGCCACCAAAAACCCCUUUGCAGCUGCUGAGGGACAGGACUGUGCGAUGGCAACUUCUCACCAUAUCUAUUAUCUACUUCUCCAACCAGCUGUCAGGCAUGUCCACGAUCAGUACUUUCUCCUUUGACAUCUUCCUGAAGGCAGGCAUACCGAGAGAAAAUAUCCGCUAUUUAACUGUUGGUCUCGGAGUGUCUGAAAUCAUCACCUCCAUCUCCUGUGGGAUGCUGAUGAUUGAGCACAUAGGGAGGAGGCCGUUGUUCUGGGGGGGUUAUGGUGUCAUGGGUGCCAGCUUGGUGUUCGUCACUGUAACGCUCAACCUGAAGGAUUCCAGCGAUUGGGUUCCAUACAUUAUGGCUAGUUUGAUCAUCGUCUUCAUCAUCUUCUUUUGCGGAGGACCUGGGGGAACUACGGGUACUCUCCAUAGUGAGCUCUUCAUCCAGAGCGACCGAAUGGCAGCUUUUGUCCUCAUUGGGAGCCUACGCUGGUUGUUCUUCGCUUUGGUGGGCCUGAUCUUUCCAUUCCUUAUUGACGCCCUGGACUCGUACUGCUUUGUGCUGUUCGCCUGCAUGUGUCUGCUGGCUUCCCUCUACACCUUCUUCUUCCUCCCGGAGACUAAAGGGAAGACCCUGCUGGAGAUCUCAGAGGAGUUCAAAACCAUCACCAUCUGUGGGAAAUCCUUCUUAGACAAAAUAAAAGCAGAGACCAGGCUAUGAGUCAAGAAACUGUGACAACAAGGACAUUAUUUAUGAUUUGUGAAGUAGUUUAACCAAUUGCUGAAGCAUUGUUCAGGUAAACCGUUACAAUAUACAUGUUAUAAUGGGAGUAGAGGUGAAAUGUUGCCCCAUAUCUCUUUAUCACAGGUGGCUCAGAACUUCACAUUGCUAUUUUAUGCCAGAAGAAAAUAAAAGUUGUCAGGAAAAAAACUUUCAUCAUUUUCAUUCUUUCCUAUUCCAUACUCCUAAAAAAUGUCUCAUCAUACAAUUACAGCAGUUUCAAAAAGCAAAUUGAUUCUGACAUUUCGACUCUCCUUAAUCAGGAGAAGUUAAAGAUGAGUUUAAGACUAAAUUACUUUACUAUAUUUCUGUAUUUUAAAACUGCAAAAAGAGAGCAACCAGUUCUAAAACUGAAACUGUGUGGUUGUGUUGGGUACCCAUUCCUGAUGAAACUGCACCUGCAGCUGUAAUCUGUUUGUCACUGUGAGGUCAGUAGUUUCCUUUC